This is a messenger RNA of Trichechus manatus latirostris (Florida manatee), 945 nucleotides long. RefSeq names its product glycoprotein hormones, alpha polypeptide (gene CGA). Gene Ontology annotation, biological process: thyroid hormone generation; positive regulation of steroid biosynthetic process. The transcript is spliced from 4 exons. Gene Ontology annotation, molecular function: follicle-stimulating hormone activity. Lineage: Eukaryota; Metazoa; Chordata; Mammalia; Sirenia; Trichechidae. The coding region runs from base 428 to 790 and encodes 120 amino acids. The record is from RefSeq and is a predicted model, not a curated record. Gene Ontology annotation, cellular component: extracellular region; follicle-stimulating hormone complex.
UAAAUAUGGUACUCUUAGGGUCUUGUUUAUAGGAAAGUGUCAACUUUCAGGAUGUUGUGUUUAAGUCUUGAUAACAUUACGUAGAAAAUGACGGCGUGCUCUCUUUUCAUAGGCUGACCUUGCAGUCACCACUGCCUGAAAAUGGCUCAAAACAAAAAAUGAUCUAAGGGAUGAAACAAGAUAAGAUCAAAUUGAUGUCAUGGUGAUUACACCAAAUACCAUUCAAUCUUGGAUGGAAUUUACUGUUGAUCCCCAGGCUUAUAUGCAGGUGGGAACAUGUAGUUUUUAUUACUCGACUGGUAUAAAAGAUAGGUGAGGACUUUAUGAAUUAUAGUUACUGAGAAUCACAAGAAACUAGAAUCCCUCUUCAGAUUCACGAUCAACUGCCCUGAACACAUCCUGCAAAAAGUCCAGAGGAAGGAGAGCCAUGGAUUACUACAGGAAAAACGCAGUUGUCAUUCUGGCCACAUUGUCUGUGUUUCUGCAUCUCCUCCAUUCCUUUCCUGAUGGAGAGUUUACAAUGCAGGGUUGCCCAGAAUGCAAGCUAAAGGAAAACAAAUACUUCUCUAAGCUGGGUGCCCCAAUUUAUCAAUGCAUGGGCUGCUGUUUCUCCAGAGCGUAUCCCACUCCAGCGAGAUCCAAGAAGACAAUGUUGGUUCCAAAGAACAUCACCUCAGAGGCCACAUGCUGUGUGGCCAAAGCAUUUACCAAGGCCACAGUAAUGGGAAAUGCCAAAGUGGAAAACCACACGGAGUGCCACUGCAGCACCUGCUAUUAUCACAAGUCUUAAAUAUUUUGCCGCGCUGUGUUGAUGGCUGCUGAUUUCCUGGAAUGGAAGAUUAAGUUGCUCUGUGUUUAUUGCUUUGUGAAAUAAAACCCUCCCUUUUCCUUCCCUUACCACUUUUGACACGCUUCAAGGAUAUACUGCAGCUUUAUUGCCUUUCU